This is a messenger RNA of Symbiodinium sp. CCMP2592, 1863 nucleotides long. NCBI's taxonomy places the organism in Eukaryota, Dinophyceae, Suessiales, Symbiodiniaceae. The record is from the annotation of a GenBank genome assembly.
AUGAUAAACUUUUGCUGUCUUGCCCUUCUGGGCCUGAUUGGCCGCCCUCUUGCUUUGCGGUCUGAGCCGACCGGGCUCGACCAUGCGGAUCGGUCGGCAUUCCAGUUCUCUAUAGUCAACAACGCUUCGGUGCCUUUGAACUUCCUUGCUCUGCCCAAACUGGCAAACGUCUACGCACACACGCAGAACAGAGUCCAGCCUGGUGGGAAGUUUUCUUUUCUAGCUGCUCUAGGCGCAUACGACAUCCAUGUGAUUAUACACGACGGUCAGAAUGGUUGGUAUCAGGCAACCGAAACAAGUUGGGGUCUGAGCAAGGAAGGGCUGGCCUUCACAGUCUCCGCGAUUGCACAUGGAGCAGGACUUGGAAGCCUGGCGGUCGGUGCUGCGGCCCUUGCAACAGCAGGUCUUACUGCUGUAGCUGCUGGACCACUCCUGAUAACACUAGGGGCCCAAGCGGCAUUUUGGGGUGUCACGGCAUUUUCGUCGAUGGCUUGUUCAUAUCUGGCUGACCAAUCUGUGGAGUAUCUGCGGCAGCAGCUUGCUGAUGUGGAGCACAAGACCACCAAUGUCACUAACGCACACGACCUCAUGCGCCACGGGAGUGGAAUGCAGCUGCUCGAUUUGUCGCAGAACUUCACAGCACGGGAAGAUUCAGCAGUCUUUGAGGAUGGUGUAAAGUAUCUGUGUUGCUGCAGAAAGUCCACAAAUCUUGCGGAGGCGAACUGUGAGCUUUUUCGUGCAGAUGGUCCGAGCAAGACCUGGUUUUCUUCUGGCUGUCCCAACCUUGCAGGAGAUGGGUAUAUGCCUUGGUGGAAGUCCGCUGGUGGCCGUUGUCUCGUUACAAGGAGUCCUUUUUCGCCAUCCGCCAAGGGACCAGAUCGUUUAGUGCCUUUCAGGACGGUUGUUAGAGAAGGUACUGUGCGCGAUGCCUUUUCAGUGUCCUUUCCCGAUCUGAAUGUGGAGUACGUAUUGAUGACAAUGGCCACAGCCGAGCGGUAUCUUGCCUCCAUGCAGUCCAGGUUUUCUCAAUGGAAGGCCAUACGGGGAGCAGAGCGCAGAUUCGUCAUAGCCGGCGGGUUUAUGAAUCCCAGCAAGAUGCCUCGGGCGACGCAGGAUGAGCCCUGGACAGUUGUCGAGUUCAUGCCGCUGCAAAUGGGAGAGAUCACACCAGCCUAUGGCUGCAGAGUGCCAGGUGAUGAUGGCUUCUGGCAAGCCCAGGCAACGAAAUGUCGGAACCAGUGUAAGGACCCAGAAUGCAUAGAAACCUGCAUCCAACCGUUUAAGCAGGCCCUGGACCAAGAGGUCAGCACCAGACAAACUUUCAGGGCACUAGACAUUCCAGCUGGCAGCAAGGCAUUUGUGGUGGAGAACAAAUCCAUCAUUGAGGAAGCUUCCACGAAAGCACUAGUGCCUGUUGCAGAGAACUUGGAUGAAGUUCUGGGGAAGACGGGGAGCGUCUUGAAAGUUGACUUGCAGCUCCUGACUGCCACAGUUCUGGUGAACAGCACGACCUUGACUUUACCAAUGGAAGCUCUGCUACUUGCAGAGAAUCAGAAGCAGCCUGAGCAUCCUAUGCUUUCCGCUUGGCAUCGCGCCCAGCUUGCGGCACCACGGUUUGGCCAGUGCUGGAGCAGCUGCUCUGAUCGCUCUUGGACGUCGACAGCGCUUUCAGGUUUCAAACAGGCGGUGACCCUGGGAGGCUCAGACCUGUGGUGUUUCACAGCCAAAAGGCGUGCAUCAGGCUUGCAUCAGGCUUGGCAGGGGUCUUUAUGCAUGGAGGAUGAUGAGUGCCCACACCUUGCGACCCAAGCUGCACAAGAUGCCGCAACAAAUGAAGCGACGUGCGUGGAUACAUGCAUAUGA